Caenorhabditis auriculariae is the source of this 9040-nucleotide messenger RNA. The record is from the annotation of a GenBank genome assembly. NCBI's taxonomy places the organism in Eukaryota, Metazoa, Nematoda, Chromadorea, Rhabditida, Rhabditidae.
AUGAUGUGCAACAGUAUACUUUUCGUGUUUUUCGCCACGGCGAUCGCCAUGGCGCCACCGAAAAUUACUUCAGAUGAACAUCAGAUCCAGGUGGGGUUGAAUGUUGCUUCACUUCUUACCUUGAAGCUCUACGGAACCGCAUAGAAAGCUUAGAAGUUCCAUGUUUUUUGGAAAACAAAGAAAAAUUCAACCUUCACAUCAUGCCAUCGCAGUUUUUUGUCUGAAUGAGCCGUGCCUCGUGGUUAUUUGAAAACUUGAUAAAUUGAAUGUUUUUCGUAAACGUGUGAGAUUUAUCUAAGAAAUUUGAGUCGAGCAAAUGUUUUUCUUCGAUUUAAUUAUUACAAUAUGAGGUAGGACGCAAGUCUUCAUUUAAAUGGUUCAUGUUAGAUCGAAUAAAUAAGCUGUUUCCCAAAAGUUCAACUUCCAACUUGAAAUAAAAAUUGGAAUCAAAACUUUGGAGUCAAAAUACGUACAAAUUAUUCUCUUGAAAGUACAAACACAAGGUUUUCGUUCAACAAACCGAAAUCUCAGACGAAGUUUGAAAAAACAGCUUUUUUUUUCAAUUACAGCUUCCCAUUCUCAAGAGUUCAUUUUUUCCAAAUCGCACGCGAAAUGUUUGCAUGUUCUUAUCCAAUUACUUUGCUUAAUCUUGUUUGGUUUUUUUUUGUGAAAGAAUACUUAGAACGCUGCAAACAAAAAAUGAAGCGAAAUCGACUUCCGGCUGAUAAACUUUAGUCAUGCGGGGUCUUGAAGAUGAAAAAAAAACGUUCUUAUGGGAUUGAGCUGAGCAGGAUAGAAGAAGGAAACGCUUUCUUAAAAAUAAAAUGUUCAGGAACACGAACAAAUCGGCAAGUUUUUGGAAGUCGCCGCUCACACAAAUGUCAAGCUUGUCUGCUCUGGAAGAUUCGGUAGGUUAUCUAAUUUUGAAAAAAAACCUUGGAAAAUUUCUCAGAGGUUUUUCGAAAAAAAAAGUGUUAAAACCAACCAAUUCUUGAAAAAUCAAAACUAAAUUUUCGACAAUGAGAUAAAAAAAAUUUUUUCUUGGAAAACGAUCCUUGUAAAGACAAAUUGGAACUUGUUUCGGCUUAGCCUGAAAGAAAAAAUUUACGGCGACAUUGCAGAAAGUCUGGAGUUCACGUAUCCCAAACUAGAUGAUCACCUCGGUUACGACGAGGAAGAAGUCAAUGGAAGACGGUCCAUUUCUGUGGAUGACGCUUAUGGAGACGUCAUUUUGGAAAUCAAAGAUGUCAAGGUUUGUCCGAACAAGCUGGAGCUCAUGAAAGCUUUUUAUCUUCGAGCUAACUUGCUGGAAGUUUGCGGAGACGUUAUGAAUCAAAUAUCUGAUAGUUCAAGCUUGCGAAAAAUUUAUGGGAAAGAUGGAUAAGACCUUUUAUAUGUUUUUUCGACGAGUGGCUUUUGGUGUUCCGAAAAAAACUAAACUUGGGUGUUCAAGUCUGAGAGUUUUUCUGUUUUUUUUUUCAAAAGAGCCAAUGUUCAAAAACAUUUUAAAAGAACAUAUUGGGCGACUGUUUUGCGAUUAAGUUUCACGAAAUUAGUUUUUCUCAUAAUGAAUAAGAAAAUUUCCAUUUUCAGGAGACUGAUACUGGAUCUUAUGGCUGCCGCGCUACUGAUCACACAUCUUUAAACGAAUCCGUUUAUAUUUUUGUUCAAGGUACAAAUCUUUGCAAGAAGUAGUUCGCAGAUUCAAAGCUACUGUAAUUCUCAGAGGAGAACUCGUUCGUGCCCCUGAAAGCGUUGGGAUUCGCCUAUCCCCACGGGCACGUCAUCAUUCCGUGCAAGGCGACGUCAUUCUUUGAUAAAAGUGACAUCAAACUCCGAGGAAAUGGAAAAGCGAUUAAAGACGCCCAGAAACAUUAUGAUCAUAGGUCAGUAACUGUCAAAAUUCAUAGAAGAAGAAUUUCUCGAAAGAAAGAUAAUGGAAGAUUUAUGAUUAUCACAAGUCAAAAAAGUCCCCCCUAGGAGUGAUGCAACGUUGAAUUGUCCAACAACAACGCUGCUUGUGACAAAAACAUGCAGGGCAAAUUAAAGAAUGAGAACAAGGGAUUAUGGAAAAAGCUUGAAAACGUAUCAUUAGAUUAAUAAUCAUGUGAGAACGCCAUAAAACUCAUAAAAAGUUAAAAAGCAAAGUUGGAAAAAGCAGGAAUUUCGAGCUUAUUGAAUAUUUCUUGAAUAGAAAGCCCAUGCCUUGUAAAUAAACUAAAAUCGGUUGAAAACCAAAACUUAGACUGAACAAAGAAAAAAAUUCGGUUAUGGAAAGAUUGUUGAAUCUCAUUGAUUAAUCCAACUUCACUGUAAUCUAUCAAAUAUAUUUGAUUUUUGAACUUGACCUAAAGAGAUCAAAAAGAUCUCUGCAUGAACUCCUGUGAGUAGGUGAAGUACUGAAAGUUUAAUUUUUUCACAUACGUUUUUAUGAGUCUCGAAGGAUUUGGAAAUUCCCUUGAAGGCUUAUAUACAAAAUAAUUGAAGUUGAGCUAGUUUAAAAGGUGAGGAUGAUGAUAAAAAAAUUUUUUUAUAAGGCUCGAGGGGAUAAUAUUGAUGAUUUUUUGAAAACGUGCUUGGGAAAACGGCUUUCAAAAAAACAGCGAAUUUCAGGGACUUUUUUUGAGAAUUAUCACAAUAAAAAAAGUUUAUUCUGUCAUUUUAGAUACGGAUUCAAAUUGACCAAAAAAAUGUACGAAUCUCGUCCAAUCGCUCAAGUUCCGUUCGAAUGUUCUCAUCCGGGAUUACCGCACAGCAAAAAAAGUGGUGAAGCGGUCACCUACUUGAUCACCGAGAAAGAAGAAGAGCCGGAAAGUGGCGAAGACGAAGAUUAUCAACUUUACUGGACUGAGGUGGAACUCUUUUUUCCUUCUAAAGAUAAUCAGUUUCAUCCAGUCAUCCGAAUGGCCUCACCAAGGAAUGAACUACACAUUGACUUGCCAUUUGACCUACUCAGGAAAAGGACCUUUCCUAGCGUACGUCAACAAACUUCAAACUUCUUGCCCACGUUGCUCCAAUGAUCCUAAUGUUUGCAAUAAAGUUACAAGGAAUCCUCAAAAAAGAUAAUUUUAGAGCCCAGCGUAUUCUGAAAUGAAUCGGAUGAUUGAUAAAGGGAUCCACGCAAAGAUAAGGAUACCAGAAAUGAGCGCCGAAGAUACCGGAGAUUUUACUUGCUCCUGGAGCAGAGAAGGACGGACUCAGAACAAAGUCAUCACGAAGAAAAUUGAAGUAUCUCCGACUGUAAAUCAGAUCAAGGUUCGUUGAAAAAACAUUUUUUUUCACUGUGAACCAAAAAACGAUUGUUGUCCGAAUUUCUUCAAAAUAAGCUUUUGAAUAAAAAAUAAUCGUUUUGGGCAUAGCGAAUCCUAAGCAAAAUUAGCAUCAUGGUGAAGAAUUUCCACAACUGUAUGUGUCCCCCGACCUGAAAUGGUUUGCGCAAGGCAUCUUAAUAAACUUUCAAAAAAUCAGCAGAAUGAAAUGAGUAGACAGUGGGUCGCUUUCAAGCGCAACGUGACCACGAAAGUUUCUGACUUUCUAUUUGCAAUUAGAUUUUUUGGGUCGAAACUAUUAAAAUAAAUCAUCAGGUAAAUCAGAACGAAGCCUUUCAAAAAGUGGCUCCAAAGACGCGGGAAACCCUGUCUACCAAAAUGCCCAUAUUCUCACUUGAUACCUGUUUUCCUGAUUACUAUAUUUUUUUCAGAUUGUUACUCGUAGCCCUUCUACUGUCAAUGUUGCCGAAGGAGAACCGCUCUCUUUGAAUGCGAAAAUAGCAAUUUAUCCGAAAAAUAAGGAACUUUAUCGUACCAAAUGGAUCCGAGUAAGUUGCGAAAUCCGAGUCAAAUUUAAUCAAAAAAUCUUCUUAGAACGUCGUCCUCCCAAUGGAGAGGGAUGAAAAAGUUCAACUAUUGGUCAGUGAUGCUGACAAAACUAUCAGCAGCGAUAGCGAGGACAAUGUUUUUGAUGAAUCUUUGGUUUUCAAUGGGAAUGCGGCUAAAGUCUCUUCAAAUGGAAGGUUGGAACAAAUUAUUUUUGAUUUAAAACAAAUGCGAUGAUUACAGAUACCUCCUACGGAUUUCACAUGGGGAUGUUCAGGAAACUAUCGCGUGGGAUGUAAGUUGAUUUAGUCUCGAAAUUUGAGUUCGCAAAAUAAAAUAAUUCAAACUUCUUUGAAAAGACUGCAAUAGAAAAUGGGAAUAAACUUUUGAAAAAGUUCGAAUUUCAUGGUUUUAUUAGGAAAAAGCUCACUCGUUUUUUUCAGGUUAACGUUACCAGCGAAAAAGUCCUACCAAGAGCCUUGAUCCAUACUGAGCCGAAAUUCGAACUUUUCGGCCAGAAGUUCUUCAUGUUGGGAGCCCUUGUUGAAGUCGAUUGUAUCGUUGCUGCGAAUCCCCGGGCAGAAUUGAAAAUUGGAAGACGAAUGUUAGUUUUUUUUAAACUAGAAUGGAUAAUCCUAAAUUUCCAGGAAGCCUCAUGAGAACGGAGAGUUUGCCAACAUUCCUCGCCUUUUUGACAGAAACGAUGUCAACGGAACUUAUGAAGUUGCUACUCGGUGGAGAGUCAACGUCAGAGAGGAGAUGGAGGUUCAAUGUCAAGGAAUUCGUGACGGAAAGGUAACAUUUUUCAAUUUCGGAAAAAUAGUCUUUCAAAAUUGGUUUGCAGAAAAAAAUCGAAAAUUUCUUUAUUUUUCUCGAAUCCGACAUUCAUCUUCUCUAAAGAUGUUGUAACAGUAAAAUAUCGGAAAAAAUUGAAAAUUCCGGUAUCUUACAAAAGGGAGACUUAGGAUUUUUGCGACAUCAAUUACAAUUUUCGAAAAUUGAUUCUAUAUUGAAUUUAUUUUUGGAAAAAAACGGAAGAAGUUGUUUUUUUCAGAAAAAGGAUGCAAUCAAAAGAUCAGAAUAAAAAAAUUUUUACGAACAUGACGGGCCUUGAUAACGCAAACCGAACGUAAAUCGAACGAGUCGGGGCAUAUCCAGUGACCACUUUAGUAUCGUAAGCAUUCUUAAAUGAACCCUGGAAUUGUUCAGAAGCGCGCACGGUUUCCGUUACCUAGAUCUGAAAAAUCCUCAAUUCCUUUUUCACCAAGAUUUUUUCAGAGCAAAAAUGCUCGUGUGACAAUUUACGUGGCUCAAAAUGAACCAACUGCGACAAGAAGAGUCGGCAAGCACAGAAAUGCCAUGUCGAAUGAGGAUGCAAGAGAAAUCGUCGAAGGCGAUAAUGUCGCCAUAAAUUGCAUGAUUCCUGAUUCUGUUGAUUGGUAAUUUUUAUCGAAUUUAAGAGAAAUGAGAUUAUCAAUUGUUACAGGAACGUGACGUGGUGGAAAGGAGACAAGCAGUUGGUUGCUGUACCUUUCAAAGAUUCUGUCAGCAGACAUGUCACGUCUUCUAUCAGGUUCGUGAAAGAAUGCGAAAUAAAAUAGAUUAUUCAUCAGGAUUUAACUGUAAAAAAUUCGAACUUUAUGAAAGGCAAAUAAGUGUUCAAAAAAUUAUUAGUUUCAAAGCAGAAAAAGGUUUUGAAAGCUUCAAAAAUCAGUGAACAAAGGGUUGUUUUCUUUUGGCUAAGCCAAAACGCAGUUGAAAGCGCGAAAUCGUCCAUUCCGUUAUGAACACUUUAAGACCACGACGCGUUCAGCGGUACUUACUUUUUUGCAACAUUAUUGUUUAUCGAUUCAGGAAUAUAACAGUGGCUAAUGGAGGAGAAUACAUCUGCCAGUUGCAAAAAGGAGAUGAAAUCAAGAAAUUGUCCGUCAUGGUGAACGUGAGUUUCAUAUGAGUACCUUUUAGAGAAUAAAUUCCAAUCACGACAACUUUAUCAAGCGUUUGAAGAAGCUCGAAAUUUGCUAAGUGACUUUUGAAAACUGCUGUUUUAAUUUUCAUUCUUCUUGCAAUCCUUCUCAUUUUUUUCAAAAAUUUAUUUUUUCGAACAAAUUUUUUUUUAUGAUCCAGUGAAAAUUUUUGACUUACAGGUUGAAAAAAGCUCAGCUCCCACAUUGAUCAAGCCUCUGCCGUCACAGCCUCUGAGCUUGGUCUACGAUGAAUUCGCUGAAAUUCCAUGCAACAUUGAAGGAUCUCCUACACCUGAAUUUGUAUGGUCAGUUACUAUCUUCGAAAAUGAAGAUGAUAUUGACGCUUUAAUGUUUCAGGUACAAAGACAAUCAAAUGUACAGGCACGGUGAUACAAACCUGAAGAAUGGCUCUUUGAUAAUUCCGCGCGUUGGAGCGGAAGAUGAAGGAAAUUUUCGGUGUGAGGCUAGAAAUCGCGCUGGAUGGGCUGAGUACAAACUUAAAGUCAAGGUAAGAACUUGCCACUAAAAAAUAAAAGACGAUCUUUUAUGAAAGUUUAUAUUGAAACAAAUUCGAUACAAAUGUUUCCUUUCAAUUAAAUUUUCCAAAUUGCUGCUUUGAAUUUUUUCAUUCGAGUUAUUCCUUUUCCAGGUUCCUGAUGCUCCUCAAGGUUUAACCACUGGUAUCGUGGCAACUUUGGUCACCGCUUUCGUUGUUCUCGGCAUUUGUCUCGGCGCAGUCCUUUUCUACGCGCGUUGGCAGAACAAAAGACUGAAGCUCAAAGAAGCGUAUGGAUUCAUCUUCUUUAAGCUGAAAUUCCGUCGUUUUUUAGUGCGAUGCUGCAACUGUACGAGCAAAUGAUCAAGAGUCAGCCAGGACCUCUUACUGAAGCGAACUUGAAGCUGCCGAUUGACCAGAGGGUUUAUCAACUCCCUUAUAAGAACGAGUUUGAGCUGGAUCGAAAAAAUUUGGAGCUGGAGGGUUUGGUAAGUAUUUCUUAUUCUGAAAAAAAUAUUGCAUAGAUUUAUUCAGUUCCCACAAAAAUUGUAUUGUCCAGUCCUACCUAUAAAAAUAUUUUUUUUAAUUUCUAAAACUUUUUUCUAUAAGAAAACCGGAAAAAUUUCAUCGCGAAAGCUUUAGAUUCUCAAAUUUUUUCAAACAAAUCAAACUUUUUUUCAGCUUGGCCAAGGAAACUUUGGAAGAGUUCAUCGCGGUUUGCUCAAAAAACCAAAUUCUGACGCUGCCGAGGACCGUUUGGAAGUUGCUGUGAAAUGUAUGUCUCUUUUUUUGUGUUGACCGAAUUGGGAAUUUUAGCGCCCCUCAACAAGUACGACGUGGCGCAAUAUCGCAUGCUCGCAGAAGAACUGAAGAUUAUGUGCGCCAUUGGGAAACAUCCAAAUGUUCUUGCUCUUGUUGGAGCCGUUACCGAUUGCAUGAAACGGUUUUUGGCAGAAUAAAAUAUUAAGGAAAAUGAAUGAUUAAUUUUUCAGCGGAGAGCUUUUCGUCGUGUUUGAGCUGUGUGAGAAUGACAGCUUGAGGAACUACUUGUUGAAGCAUAAAGCGAGUUUCUUGAAUGAAUUGAACAAGGUUCAAGACGACGAUGACGGCUACAUGCGACCAAAAAGCGCCCACAAAUCUCAAUACGCUGUGAGUUAUUACUUUUUGGUUUAAAGUCUCAGGACUCAAAAAAACAUCUUUCCAAAUUUAUCUAGUUCAGUAGAAGUUAUACAAAGAAAACCUUAAAAUUUGUUUCUCACUUAUUAUCUUACAUGACCUAAUAAUAAAAAAAAGCAGAAAAGGGGACUUUUUUUAAAAUAAUUUCACUGAAAAGGUGAUACAGGACAUUUGAAAAAAACUUGAAAUUUAAAGAAAAAUUUUUUUCUGCAACCUGUUGCGAUCAUUUAAAAUAUAGAAAAAAAUAUAUCUAAUAACUUUUUUUAGUCGGAGACCGACCCAAACUGGGAAUCCCAGCGCCUUUUGGAAGAAAACGCUUCGAUGCUCUCGACUUCUGAUCUCAUCGCUUUCUCCUAUCAGAUUGCUAGCGGCAUGGAAUACCUCUCUUCCAUCCCGGUAAGAUCUAUUUUUAUUCACUCAAAAAAUCUAAAAAUGUUUUUAGUGCCUUCAUCGUGACUUGGCUGCAAGAAACGUCUUGCUAACUUCGACUCGAAUCUGCAGAAUUGCUGACUUUGGAAUGGCCAGGAAACAGGAGGGCGACUAUUACAAGUACAUUUUGAUAUUUUCUUCAUUAAUCGAUCUUUUAUUCUUUUUAGAACUGUCAUGAACAAGAACGAAAGCGUCCCAUACCGUUGGAUGUCGAUCGAAGCUAUUCGCGAUCAAAAGUUCACCGUUCAGGUACCAAAUUAGAAGAAAAAGAUUUGAAACGUCGUAAAAGAACUUCAAAAAGCUCAUAACUGUAGCUUUUGCGCGAUGUUCAAAAGUUCGAACUAUUUUCGCUGCAUGCGAAUUCAAGUAUUCUAGAAAAUAGGACGCGCGAGUAGUUUUUAGUUGGAUGCGAUCAAUUAAUUGGUUUUUUUUCUUACGUCGGGUAACAUUUUUUGCAAUACACUUGCGGAAAACGGAAAGUGGUUUAACAAUAACUCUUUUUCAGUCUGACGUCUGGUCCUUUGGAAUUCUUCUCUACGAAAUCUUUGACCUUGGAGGAGUGCCUUAUCCUUCGUGCUCGAAUUUCGAUUUGUUCCCCCGUUUGGUCGCCGGAUACCGCAACGCUCGUCCGCCUUAUGCCCAUGAGAACAUGUAAAAUUCCGAUUAAAUGAAAAAAAAGAAAAAAGAUUUCCAGCUACUCUCUGAUGCUCCAAUGCUGGACAUUUACUCCGGAACAACGUCCGUCGUUCUUGCAGUGCAUGAUUUUCUUGAAGGAACAGCUCCGAAUCGCUUCUCCUAAGGUUUUUUUUGAUUCAUCAUUUCUGUAUAAGUAAACUCGCCGUUCUGAUAAUCGAACGCAAGUUGAUCUAAAAAAAUAUGUAAAGAGAUUUUUUUCGAGAUAGCUCAGUUUGACUGAUCUGUUAAAUUAAUAUUUUAUGUUUUAGUACUACUACAAUUUGGAAAACCAGCUCCACGAAGAAAUGCGGAAACAGAAUCAACUGUCCUCCUGGCUGGAACCGUCCCACCCGCCUCAGAACGAGCCUGAGGAUCCGCGCAUUUUGGCCAGCUUCUCCCCCCAGCCAUCAACUUCAACUGCUGAAAGAAUCUACAUUCCGGAGUUCCCUAACAAAAAAGACGCUGGAAAAAUAUCUCAGUAA